CUUUAAGCUAUCAUGGAGCUUUGCAUGGUUCUGUCCCUUGCUGUAGUCCUACUUGGCUUUUUCUGGUGGAAGGUCUCUCGGCCAAAGGCAUUUCCUCCGGGUCCCCUUGCUCUUCCAUUGUUUGGGAACAUCCUGCAGGUUGACUUUUCUAAUCCACUCAAGGAUAUGACGGAGUUAUCUAAGGUGUAUGGCCCUGUAUACAGUAUAUACCUUGGUUCAACAUUGGCUGUCGUGGUUAGUGGAAUUAAAGCCAUCAAAGAAGUCCUGGUUGUGAAAGGUCAUGAGUAUGCAGAUAGACCUCAGAACAGGGUAAUACGGAUAGCCUCUGGUGAAAAAGGUUUGGUGGUUGCUCCUUAUGGCCGAGCAUGGAAGGAACACAGACGUUUCACUCUGUCCACACUGCGAGAUUUUGGACAGGGCAAAAGUUCUAUGGAUGACAGAGUUGCAGAGGAGAGUGUGUAUUUACUGCAGGAAUUCAAAAAGAACAAAGAUAUCCUGUAUGACCCACACAGUGUAGUUAACAAUGCAGUGUCUAACAUCAUUUGUACCAUUGUGUUCGGAAGACGUUAUGAAUAUAAUGACACCACCUUCUCAAAUAUUCUUCAACUGGUCCAUAAGCAUAUGAAGAGGACAACUGGUUUUUGGGCAAAUCUGUACAAUGUACUUGGGUUGAUCCAUUACUUACCUCUACCUCACCAAAAGCUGUUUGGAAAUAUGAAGCCUAUUUUUGCAUUUCUCGAAAAUGUCUUGGAGGAGCACAAAAGAACUAGAGUACUCGGAGAGCCAAGGGACUACAUAGACUGUUAUUUGGAAGAACUGGACAAGGAGCGAAAAGAAGGUAACAACAAACAGACCUUUGACUAUCAGAAUCUCUUUGCCUGUGUGGUGGAUCUGUUUGUGGCUGGGUCUGAGACAACGUCUGCCAGCCUGGAGUGGGCUCUGCUCUACAUGAUGGCAUUUCCAAAAAUACAAGAGAAAUGUCGAAUUGAAAUAGACACAAUUCGGAGAGACAGAGACUGGAUAGAUUAUGGGGACAGAGUAAAAAUGCCCUACACACAAGCUUUCUUACAAGAGGUACAGCGUUUUGCCAGUGUUUUGCCUUUAGGAUUAGCUCACUCAGUGCGAAACGAUGAACGACUAAAUGGUUUUUCCAUUCCAAAGGGAACAGUUAUUAUUACAGAUCUGUCUUCACUUCAUCAUGAUGAGACUUAUUGGAAAUAUCCACAUGAGUUCAAUCCAGAGAACUUCCUUAGUGAUGAUGGAGAGUUGCUGAAAACAGAAUCCUUCUUACCAUUCUCUGCAGGUCCAAGAAUUUGUCUUGGAGAAAAUCUUGCUCGCAUGGAAGUAUUCCUCUUUUUUACCACUCUCUUGACACAUUUUGAAUUCCACUGGCCGGACCCAUUGUCACCUCCUGAUCUCACACCGGUGUUUGGGGUUGCCCAUACUCCAAGGCGCUUUAAGAUACGCCUUGUUUCACGCAAAUAAAGCUAA
Molecule: messenger RNA, 1491 nt
Organism: Pelobates fuscus (common spadefoot toad)
Lineage: Eukaryota; Metazoa; Chordata; Amphibia; Anura; Pelobatidae
Product: cytochrome P450 2J6-like
Exons: 9
Coding region: 13-1485 (490 amino acids)
Biological process (GO): xenobiotic metabolic process
Cellular component (GO): intracellular membrane-bounded organelle; cytoplasm
Molecular function (GO): iron ion binding; oxidoreductase activity, acting on paired donors, with incorporation or reduction of molecular oxygen, reduced flavin or flavoprotein as one donor, and incorporation of one atom of oxygen; heme binding
Source: RefSeq, a predicted model, not a curated record